CCUAAUUCAUUUCUCAAUUUUCAUUUUCACCUUCUCCGGCUUUCCCUCUCCUUCUAUUAUGCGACUCUACCAUCUGAAUGCCCUCCAUUCCAUUGCCACCCUUCUACAAUUCUACCCUUGCCCUUCUUAGUGCUCACCUUCUGCCGCCCCUUAUUUUCUCCUUUGCACCAGUCGGACCAUCUCAAAUCCCAUUCCCUCCAUUGCACUGUUGGUCUGCUGCUGCCAAAGCCAUCUGCCUACUGCUGCCAAACUGUCAAAGCCAUUUACUUGCUGCUACCAAACUACCGAAGCCAUCUGCUUGCUGCUAUCUGGACUGCCGAAGCCAUAUGCGCAUCCGUUGUAGCCUUGCCCUUCUUGCAGUGAUGAUGGUCACAGAACGGCCAAUGCUGCUCUAGCUAGCAGCCUUGCAUGAUCCUUCCGCAACAUGCCAUAUCUAGUUUCCUGCUCUCUGAUUGCCAUUAAUAAUAGUGGGGUUUUAUUAUUGCAAUGAGGAUGGGUACAAUGGCACCGUCGAGUCUGGGGCCGCUGAGGACAAGUAGUGAUCUUAUUGUUGUGCCUAAGACGGCCGACGCUACUUCCAAAUGUGUUGCCUGCGUUCUCUUUUACGUUUUAACCGUUAAUUUGGAGUUUUUAUUUUAUUUUUAUUGUUUCUAGGAUAAGCAAAAGAUGUUAGCAGAGCAGGGGAGUGUGUCUUUUGCAUUUUGUGGGGAAGAGAGGGGACUGAAGUAACCGAAUCCAUCCUUUGUAAAUUCGGGAUCUUAUUCCCUCUUUUCUUAGUAGACUUUCUCAGUUCUUAAUUAAAAAUUUCAUUUAUA
This is a messenger RNA of Rubroshorea leprosula, 815 nucleotides long. The record is from the annotation of a GenBank genome assembly. Lineage: Eukaryota; Viridiplantae; Streptophyta; Magnoliopsida; Malvales; Dipterocarpaceae.